GUAUUUGCAUUAUGCUGCUUGUAAUUGGGGGAAAUGCAAAGGUAUCAUGCUGGUAGCUGCACUAGUGCAGUUAAUAACAGUGGGCCAUCCAUUGGAAGAACCGAUUCUUCUUCAUCUUCUUCAGCUAACUUUCCUCUCACUUCCAGGCGACAACCACCAUUAACCCCAUUCAAGUUGAAGUGUGACAAAGAACCUCUGAACUCUAGGCUUGGCCCCCCAGACUAUAACCCCCAAACACCAAAUUGUCCUGAAGAGACUCUUACCAGAGAAUAUUUGCAAUCUGGAUAUAGGGACACAGUUGAGGGGCUUGAGGAAUCUAGAGAAAUUUCUCUCACCCAGGUUCCAACUUUUAACAAGACAGUUGUCCUUAGUUGCAAAGAGGUGACUCCCUGGUCUUUGUGUGAGGUACCACCCAUCAAUGGUUCAUACUUACAAUCAUGGUUAGGCUUAGCAAUUGGAGAAGACAUGGAACUUAAACCUAUUUGUCGGACUGUUGACAUCAGGCGACACCCAGAAACAGACCAAACCGUAAGACCCCUUAGUUUCCACCCAACUGCAAAACGUCAGUUACAGGAAAAGCAAUUGCUUGAGAUUUGGCAGCUGCUAUUGCCUAUUGUAUAUGGCUUUUUAGAAAGUGUUGUUCUAUCUCAAACAUAUGUUCGCACACUUGCUGGUGUAGCUCUUCGUAUUAUCCGUGAUCCUGCUCCUGGUGGAUCAGAUCUAGUAGACAAUUCCCGGAGGGCUUAUACAACGUCUGCUCUGAUUGAGAUGCUCCGGUAUUUAAUACUUGCGGCUCCAGAUACUUUUGUUGCUUUGGAUUUCUUUCCUUUGCCAUCUUCUGUAGUUUCACAUACACUAAAUGAUGGGAAUUUGGUACUUAAGGCAACUGAAGCUGCAGGAAAGAUAAAAAAUAGUUCAGAAGACGUGUGUUUAUUUAGAAGUAAAGGGUUUGAUGCACAAUACCAAUCAUUGGCAUUUGAUCAUGUUAUUUCGUGCAUUCAAGAAUGUGUAGAAGAUCUCACAAAGGCUGUAAGCCCAGGCUAUCCUGGUCAAUAUCUGGCUAAAGCUGCACAAGCCUUGGAUAAAUCCCUUGUACUUGGUGAUAUACAUGCUGCCUACAAAUUUCUUUUUGAAGACCUUUGUGAUGAAACUGCAUCUGAAGUUUGGGUUGCAAAAGUCAGCCAUUGCUUAAGGUUAUCACUGAAGUGGUUUUUGACUGUAAAUACAUCACUUAUUUGUUCAGUGUUUUUCUUGUGUGAGUGGGCAACAUGUGAUUUCAGGGAUUUUCGGACUGCUCCUCCUUGUGAUGUAAAGUUCACAGGCAGGAAAGAUCUUUCCCAAGUGCAAAUAGCAAUUAGACUUUUAAAGAUUAAGCUGAGGGAUAUGCAGAUUUCACCAAGACAAAAGAGUGGAAGCACUCGUGGUCAUGGAGUCAGUUAUUUAGCAAAAUGUUCAAGUCAGCAGAGUAAUCGGAAUUUUGUGGACAAUGUAUCCAAAAUAAAAUCUGGUUCAAGAAAUAUGGAACAGAAUAUCCGUUCUUCGGCUAUAUUUGAAAGCCCAGGUCCUCUACAUGAUAUUAUAGUUUGUUGGAUUGAUCAACAUAUGGUGCAUAAAGGGGAAGGCCUCAAACGCCUACAUCUAUUUAUAGUGGAACUCAUACGGGCAGGCAUAUUUUAUCCACUGGCAUAUGUACGCCAGCUUAUAGUGAGUGGGAUCAUGGAUACAAAUGUAAAUAUGGUUGACUUGGAGAGACAGAAGAGACAUUGCCGAAUCCUGAAGCAGCUUCCUGGGAAGUUUGUGCGUGAUGCUUUGGUAGAAUCAGGGAUUAGUGAAGGGACACGGCUCACUGAAGCAUUACAAGUUUACUUGAAUGAACGCCGCCUCAUACUCCGUGGUUCCUUAUGGGAGAAUCACGGCAAUGUCAGUAAUGCAAAUAUAUGUUCUCUCAAACAAAAAAACUGUACAUCUUCAACAAAAGACAGAGCUUCUAUGGUGUCAAUUGAUCAAUGGAAAAGUGUUAUUUCUAGUAAAAUAUCCUCUAAAAAUGCAAAGGAUGACAAUAAUGUUGAAGAACUGAAGACAUUCAUCUCAACACUGUUACAGAUACCAAAAAGUUUUUCUAAUUUGAACACUACAGGUUUGGAUGAAUCUCAAGGCAGUGGCAGAAAACCUAUUGGGUCUCAAAGCAAGGUUGAUGUAGUGGAGGCUACACCUGGGUGUGAAGAAUGUAGAAAAGCAAAGAGACAAAAAUUGAGCGAGGAAAGAAGUCCAUUUGUUCAAGCUCCUUCUCCAGUUUUGUCUGAUGAUGAAGAUACAUGGUGGGUGAAGAAGGGGCUAAAAUCCUUGGAGCCUCUCAAAGUUGAUCAACCACUUAAGCCUACCAAGCAGGUUACUAAGAAUCGGCAAAAGACUGUGCGGAAAACCCAGAGUCUUGCUCAACUGGCAGCUUCUAGAAUUGAAGGUAGCCAAGGGGCAUCAACAAGUCAUGUAUGUGACAAUAAGGUUAGCUGUCCUCACCAUAGAACUGCUAUGGAUGUAGAUACAGCAAGGUCUGUUGAUGGAAUUCGAUCAACUCACUGUGAGGACAUUGUUUCAAUUGGAAGGGCACUAAAACAUCUGCGCUUUGCUGAGAGAAAGGAAAUAUCACUUUGGCUGAUGACUGUAGUUAGGCAGCUUAUUGAAGAGAAUGAAAAAAAUGUUGGUAAAGUUAACCAAUUUGGCAGGCCUUUUGCCACUGUGGAUGAUAAAAGUUCAAUUAGGUGGAAACUUGGUGAGGAUGAAGUUUCUGCUUUACUUUAUCUGAUGGAUGUCUCAGAUGAUUUAGUACCCGCUGUCAAAUUCCUCUUAUGGUUGCUUCCAAAGGCUUAUAGUAGCCCUAAUUCUACAAUUCAUAGUGGAAGAAAUGUUUUAAUGCUGCCAAGGAAUGUGGAGAACCAAGCUUGUGAUGUUGGCGAGGCUUUUCUAUUAUCAUCGCUGAGAAGAUAUGAGAACAUUCUUGCUACAGCAGAUCUUAUUCCUGAAGCUCUGUCUUCUAUAAUGCAUCGUGCUGCAGCUAUUAUAGCAUCUAAUGGGAGGGUUUCAGGCUCAGUUGCCCUAGCUUUUGCCCGCUAUUUAUUAAAAAAAUAUGGCAAUGUUGUCAGUGUCGUUGAGUGGGAGAGAAAUUUUAAGAAUACAUGUGACAAGAGACUUGCUUCUGAACUAGAGUCUGGGCGAUUAGUUGAUGGAGAGUUAGGGCUUCCACUUGGUAUUCCUGAUGGCGUUGAGGAUCCUGAUGACUUUUUCCGUCAAAAGAUAACUGGUGGCCGGUUACCGUCCAGAGUAGGUUCAGGCAUGAGAGAUGUUGUACAGCGUAAUGUGGAAGAAGCAUUUCACUAUCUUUUUGGGAAAGACCGAAAGCUCUUUGCUGCUGGUACACCAAAAGGUCCUGCUUUUGAAAGAUGGGAUAAUGGAUAUCAAAUUGCUCAACAAAUAGUUAUGGGUCUAAUAGAUUGCUUAAGGCAGACUGGUGGUGCUGCUCAAGAAGGGGAUCCUUCUUUGGUUACUUCUGCUGUUUCAGCCAUUGUUGGCAGUGUUGGUCCAACUUUAGCAAAAUUGCCUGAUUUUUCAGCUGGCAGUAAUCAUUCAAAUAUGUCUUUGGCUACAAGUUCAUUGAACUAUGCUAAAUGCAUCCUGCGAAUGCAUAUAACUUGUUUGUGCUUGCUUAAGGAAGCCUUGGGAGAACGCCAAAGCCGUGUAUUUGAGAUUGCUCUUGCAAUGGAAGCUUCUACUGCUCUUGCUGGAGUUUUUGCUCCAAGUAAAGCAUCUCGAGCACAGUUUCAAAUGUCUCCUGAAACCCUUGAUACCGGUACUGUUUCCAAUGAUGUUGCGAACAACACUAGUAAACUUGUGGUUGCAAGAACAACAAAAAUUAGUGCUGCUGUUUCUGCACUUCUUGUUGGUGCAAUUAUAUGCGGUGUUACCAGCCUGGAAAGAAUGGUAACCAUACUCAGAUUAAAGGAGGGCCUGGAUGUUGUGCAAUUUGUAAGAAGCACAAGAUCCAAUUCAAAUGGGAAUGUGCGUUCAGUUGGGGCUUUUAAGGUGGAUAGUUCAGUUGAAGUUCAUGUCCAUUUGUUUAGAUUGCUUGUUGGGAAUUGCAGAACCAUCUGUGAAGGCUUAGUGGUGGAUCUCUUGGGUGAACCAUCCAUUGUCGCUCUUUCAAGGAUGCAGCGCAUGCUUCCACUAACUUCGGUCUUUCCACCUGCCUAUUCAAUAUUUGCUUUUGUUAUGUGGCGGCCCUUUGUUAUGAAUGCCAAUGUAGCAGUUCGUGAAGACAUGAAUCAACUUUAUCAAUCUGUAACAAUGGCCAUAAGUGAUGCAAUCAAACAUUUGCCGUUCAGAGAUGUAUGCUUAAGAGAUUGUCAGGGUCUUUAUGAUCUUAUGGCUGCGGAUAUGAGUGAUGCAGAGUUUGCAAGAUUGCUUGAGUUGAAUGGCUCUGAUAAGCAUUCAAAAUCUGUGGCAUUUGUUCCCAUCCUUGCUAGACAUUUUCUAAAUGCCAUGAUCGAUUGUAAGAUGCCACAAUCUAUUUAUACAAAGGAUGAUGGAAGCCGGAAUUCUGGACAUGGUGAAUCUAAAAUUGAUUUUACAAAUAGUGAAUCUACACUUAAGGACAAGCUUGUAGAUGUGUUAGAUUCUCUGCAGCCUGCCAAGUUUCACUGGCAAUGGGUUGAACUCAGGCUGCUUUUAAAUGAACAAGCCCUUGUUGAAAAACUUGGGGCACAUGAUAUGUCUUUAGCUGAUGCUAUACAGUUGUCCUCACCUAGUUCAGAGAAGGGUGCUGCUUCUGAGAAUGAGAACAAUUUUAUUGAAAUAAUACUCACAAGGUUACUAGUGAGACCUGAUGCUGCACCCCUUUACUCGGAGUUGGUUCAUCUUUUUGGGAAGUCACUAGAGGAUUCAAUGUUGUUACAGGCUAAAUGGUUCCUUGGAGGUCAAGAUGUCCUCUUUGGUCGGAAGACCAUUAGGCAACGGCUAAUUAACAUUGCAGAGAAUAAACGAUUUUCUGUUAAGACACAGUUUUCAGAACCCUGGGGUUGGUGCAUCCCUGUUGAUUCUGUGCCUCUUGAAGAAGGAGAAGUUGUUGAAGAGGGGACAGAUGCGAAAAGGCCCAUAAAAGCGUUCUCUCAAGUGCUUAACUCUGAAAGCUCAACCAGUAAGCAGCAGCAUGGGACGGAGAGGGCUCUUCUUCAGUUAAUUCUUCCUUGCAUAGAUCAAAGCUCUGAUGAAUCUCGUAAUUCUUUUGCAAGCGAUUUGAUCAAACAAUUAAAUUAUAUUGAGCAGCAAAUAGCUGUAGUUACUCGAGGACCAAAGCCACCAGCAAGUACUCCUGUCAGUGAAGGUCAAACAAAUAAAGUAAAUAGCCGCAAAGCUACAAGAGGUGGCAGCCCUGGGUUAGCCAAACGACCAACACCUGCACCAGAUUCUUCCCCACCUUCUCCUGCUGCUUUACGAGCUUCAAUAUCUUUACGUGUGCAGUUACUCAUGAGAUUUCUUCCUAUUCUUUGCACAGACGGGGAGUCCUCUGUACGGAGUGUGAGAUACACACUUGCCUUUGUAAUUCUUCGUCUCCUUGGCAGCCGGGUUGUGCAUGAGGAUGCAGUGGUAAAUGCCAUGCACCAUUCUUCAUCGAGAAGGGAGGUGGAGUCACCUGCUGAAGCUGCUUUUGUAGAUUCUUCUACUGAGGGCUUGUUUGAUCGUCUGUUGUUGAUUUUGCAUGGAUUGUUGAGUAGUUCUCCUCCAUGUUGGCUUAGGUUGAAACCUGUUUCAAAGACAACUAAUGAACCUAAAAGGGAAUUUUCUGGAUUUGAACGUGAGCCUUUGGAGGCAUUGCAGAAUCACCUUGAUAAUAUGCAACUGCCAGACACUAUCCGUGGGCGUAUCCAAGCAGCAAUGCCUGUGCUCCCUCCCUCUAUUCGGUGCUCUUUCUACUGCCAGCCGCCAACUGUACCAGUUUCCGCACUUGCUUCUCUUCAAUCCAACACUACAAGUUCAGGGUUUAACUCCAGCAGUCCAACUAUCCCUCAUAGGAACCUGGUUCCAUCAUCAAGGACUCCAGCAUCAGGGAAGUCAAAACAGCAGGACAAUGAUUCAGACGUCGUUGACCCUUGGAUGCUUUUAGAAGAUGGCGCUGGAUCUUGCCCGUCUGCAAGUAAUACUACUAUCAUGGGAAGUGGUGACCGUGCUAAUAUUCGUGCUGCAAGCUGGCUUAAAGGGGCUGUAAGGGUGCGACGAACAGACCUUACAUAUGUUGGUGCUGUGGAUGAGGAUAGUUGAUUAAAAGAUUUUUGAAUUUGAUUGGCUUGGAGUAUGCAAUCCCCUCAUCAAGUGUAUUUGUUGAUUCCAUGUCUCAUGUCUAUAAUUGAUGGCAUGAAUAUGAUGGCAUUUUGUGCUUGCCCUUCUUGUGUUGAAGGGAAGUUGAGGGGACAUCGAUUUGAGAAACAGGUGAAGGGGGGAUGUCGUCUUUGGUGACGAAAAGUGAAGGUUGUCCUGGCCUCGUUGACUACUAACCUGUUGAUCCCCCCCACACCCUGGACUUGUGCCUUCCAGACACAGUUCAGUGGUUCGUUGUAAAUAUAUGAUCAUUGUUUCAACUUUUCCAAUUUAUUUGAAAAUAUAUAUCAAGCGAUCUGUAGUUCCCUUCUAAUUCAUGUCUCAACGUGUAAAGUUCAGUCUAUCUUUUAUUUGAAAAUAUAUAUCCAGUGAUCUGUAGUUGUUCUCUUAUAAUUCAUGUCUCAAGUCUCAACAAGUUCAGUGUA
Cajanus cajan (pigeon pea) is the source of this 6791-nucleotide messenger RNA. The record is from RefSeq and is a predicted model, not a curated record. Lineage: Eukaryota; Viridiplantae; Streptophyta; Magnoliopsida; Fabales; Fabaceae.